AUGGAGAAGAAGCUAAACCCUACUUCUAAUAACGGUCUUAUAGGUGAUACAUGCAAAUCCUGGUCCAAUCUUCCUCUUGAUCUCUUAAAUUUGGUUUUCGAACGCCUAGGCUUUGCUGAUUUCCAACGAGCUAAAUCUGUAUGCUCGUCAUGGCUCUCCUUUUCAAGACAAUGUGUGCGUAAAAAUCACGUCCCUUGGGUGCUUCUCUUCCCCCAAAACAACCAAACCAAUUCUUGCAUGUUGUUCAACCCCGAGGAAAAAGAUAAACUCUACAAAACGAUAGAUCUUGGUUUGGAGUUUGCAAAUAGCUUGUGUCUUAAAACCUAUGGAAGUUGGCUCUUGAUGCAAAAUCUCCAACUAAAUCUUUACAUUGUGAAUCUAUUUACCCACGAGAGGAUUAAUCUACCUCCUGUGGAAUCACAGCUUGGGAUGACAAUGGUGGAGCGUGUCUUAGACAAUCAGUUUCGCAUUACAAGUAACAACGGAUAUGGGUGGAAAGGUAUGGACGUACGAUCUCCUGUGUUUUGGAUUGACGAGAAAACAAAAGAUCAUGUAGUUUUAUGGGCACUUAGUACCUUUUGUGUGGUCUAUUCUAAGACAGGAGAUAAUUCGUGGAAUCAAAUUCCCCAAAUUUCAGAUUGUCUUGACAUGGUUUACAAGGAUCACAAGCUUUACUUGUCAACUUACUCUGGAAAAAUCAAAAUCUUCGAUUUUUCUGGAGAGAUUCCACAACAGAUUGUUCCACAACACAACUGUGUUGUUACUGAGGAAAGACAUAUUCUUGUACAUCCUUUACAAACUUAUCCUGUGAGUUUUGGUGGGCUGACUGUUGACCAAAAUUAUAGUCACCGUAACAGGAGAUGUCCUCAAGGUUGA
Molecule: messenger RNA, 876 nt
Organism: Eruca vesicaria subsp. sativa (arugula)
Lineage: Eukaryota; Viridiplantae; Streptophyta; Magnoliopsida; Brassicales; Brassicaceae
Source: the annotation of a GenBank genome assembly